Molecule: messenger RNA, 354 nt
Organism: Caenorhabditis elegans
Lineage: Eukaryota; Metazoa; Nematoda; Chromadorea; Rhabditida; Rhabditidae
Product: HAT C-terminal dimerization domain-containing protein
Exons: 1
Coding region: 1-354 (117 amino acids)
Molecular function (GO): protein dimerization activity
Source: RefSeq, marked reviewed
AUGGAGGUCACCCGAUAUCUUUCUACUGCAGUAGAAUCAAUUUUUCCCAGAGAUUACUGGUUGAAUCCUUUGAGUAAAUCUUCAUACCCUCGUCUUUCCCAGUUUGCUCGUCGCUUCGUCAUUUGCCCAACAGGUUCCAGCGAAGUCGAAAGACUAUUUUCAACGGCGGGAACUAUUCUGACUAAAUAUCGAAAAACGUUGACAUCAGAAAACUUCAAAAUGCUUUUGACUUUGAACAAAAACAUUCGUUUAAUGAAUCCGGAUAUGGAAGUCAAACUUCCUUCGAUGAUUAAAUCAAUUAAUAGUCUUUUUUGUUACAAACUAUCUUUCUUCGAAAAUAUUUCCUUCUCCUGA